This is a messenger RNA of Lasiosphaeria miniovina, 582 nucleotides long. RefSeq lists its product as uncharacterized. NCBI's taxonomy places the organism in Eukaryota, Fungi, Ascomycota, Sordariomycetes, Sordariales, Lasiosphaeriaceae. The transcript has a single exon. The record is from RefSeq and is a predicted model, not a curated record. Bases 1 to 582 code for a protein of 193 amino acids.
AUGGCGAAACCAGCACACAUGUCGAUGGGAGCCUACUGGGCGAAUCCGGAGGACUACGAUAGCGCAGACGCCUAUGUGCGCGCGCGCAACGACCAGCUCGACGUGUACGGGGUGCUGAUGGACCCGUUUACGCCGCUGCACACCUACUCGGGCGUGCUGCCGGUGCGCGAGCUGACGCUUCCCCCGUGGACGUGGCAGGGGGCCAUGGCCAAGAUGAAAGCCUUCUUCCACGCGGGGCCGCUGCUGCUGACGGGCGAUGUCCCCGAGAUCCUUGUUCCGGGAAGAGAGCUGACCAGCGAUGCCGUGGUGUUGCCUGAGAUUGACGACAAGAUCAAACCAAUUGGCUUGCCAGCGGUGGCGAGUGGGGAUUGGGCGUGGCUGCAGCCUUACGAGCCGGCCGAGGAAGAGGAAAAGCUAACGGGGGUGCACCGGGGGAUAGGGCUGUCGGAGGAGGAGGCGCGGGAGCGGUUCAUGCCGCUGCCGGUAAAGGCCGAAGACGAGCGGGCCAGGUUCGACGAGGGUCUGUAUACGGCAGUGGAGGGAUACGUCAUGAUGGUCGGAAGGAAGGAAGACAAAUCCUGA